GAGUCCCAGCAACAGAGGGGCCUACCAGUGAGGUCACAGAGCUCCGUGGUGCCCUUGGGGAAGACAGCCAGGAGACUCUGAUGAUGAAUUUUGACCAGAAGGCAGUGAAAUUCCUGGCAAAUUUUUACAUCAAUGGAGGCAAACACUGGACCCAUGGCCACCUGAGGCAGACACAACCAGAGCCCACCCAGCCCAAGGCAUCUGUGCUGCUGUUGGGCCCAGAGCCAGGGCUGGCCUGGGAUGAGACACGGCCCCCAAAGAUGAAGGAGGUCCCAGCUGGCCUCAGGUUACAGACGGGCACCCCCCAGGAGUCCCUGCCCACCUACACCCAGACCCUGAAGGAGCUGUUGCUGGAGCGACGCCCCCCGAUCACAGCUGACCUGGAAGUCCCCAGCCCCACCAGGGCAUGGCAGACUUUGUGGUUCCAGAGCGAAAGCCCCUUCACGCAGAAAGCUGACUUCGACCAAGAGCAAAAGUGGCCCUCGCCAGCCCACUACCAGCUGCUCAGCCGGCCCGCCUUCCCCACCUUCAGCUUCAGAGGCCACCACUCCGCUUCCAAGACACCUGAGGGCCACACCUACCCAGCGCUGCCUGGGGCCAGGGGGCUGGGCCUCAGGGUGCAGCCCCAGUGCCUGCUUCAGGCCUCUUUGCAGGCACCUGGCAAGAGACACCCUGGCCCCAACACCCACAAUAUCCUUCCUGGGAGCCGUCUGCAGAGCCCCCGCUCGCCGGCCUUCUUGAUGAGCCGCUCCCCUGCAUUCACCUCCUGGCUCAGCGCCUCCUUCUCUUUCGGCAGCCCGAACCCCUGGCCCAGCCGCCUACCACGUGGAGGACUGCUACAACUCACGCUUCCCCUCGGCGCCUGGCGUGGUCAUCCAGGGUGUGCGCAGACCCAAGCGCCACGACACAGGCCCCUUCUGCACGCUCUAGAGCCAGCUGGGCACGACCUGCUUGGCCCGGCCACCGAGUGGAACCAUGGCCUCCCCCGGGGCUUUCCCAGGCCUCCCCUGGGACUCGGGGCCCCAGCCUGGCCUUCUGACCCUCUGGGCACCCCUGAUGCACCCUUCUGGCUGGCCAACCCUUCUAUGGGCUGUGGACAAGGCUGGCCCAGCCUGGAUCCCCCAUCUGCCCAUCUCCCUGCUAUACAGAGACGCUGUUGGUUCUCCCGAGCUCUGUGGUGUGCAGUUGUCUGUCCUUCACCCGGGGGCGGUCCUGGAGAUAUGGCUGCCGCUGGGUCAUUUCUGGCUUUCCCUGUUGAAGGGUCUCCAUUCGGCUGCCCCUGAAGGGUACUCACUUCUCUAGGGUGGCAGCCUGUGACUGACCCUGAGCUCUAGCCUGGAGCGAGAUGGGAGGCGGG
Molecule: messenger RNA, 1357 nt
Organism: Symphalangus syndactylus (siamang)
Lineage: Eukaryota; Metazoa; Chordata; Mammalia; Primates; Hylobatidae
Gene: STPG3
Product: sperm-tail PG-rich repeat containing 3
Source: RefSeq, a predicted model, not a curated record